Leptonychotes weddellii (Weddell seal) is the source of this 4560-nucleotide messenger RNA. The record is from RefSeq and is a predicted model, not a curated record. NCBI's taxonomy places the organism in Eukaryota, Metazoa, Chordata, Mammalia, Carnivora, Phocidae.
GCCCCAGCCGCCAGUGCUGGUGGCCGCCGCCGCUGCCGAUCCCGAGCGGACGCCUCUGGUCCCGCGCGUCGCUGCUUCCUAGGGCGGCGGUAUGCUGGGGAAAGGGGUAGUCGGCGGUGGCGGCGGCACCAAGGUGCCCAAGGCCUCCUUCGUGUCGUACGUGCGCCCUGAGGAAAUUCACACAAAUGAGAAGGAAGUAACAGAGAAGGAAGUAACUCUUCACUUGUUGCCAGGUGAACAGCUGCUUUGUGAAGCCAGCACAGUGCUGAAGUAUGUCCAGGAAGAUUCCUGUCAGCGUGGGAUCUAUGGGAAACUUGUCUGCACAGACUUUAAGAUUGCUUUCUUGGGCGAUGACGAAUCGGCACUGGAUAAUGAUGAAACCCAAUUUAAGAAUGAGGUUAUAGGAGAAAAUGACAUCACACUCCACUGUGUUGAUCAGAUUUAUGGAGUGUUUGAUGAGAAAAAGAAACCUCUCUUUGGACAACUGAAGAAAUACCCUGAGAAACUCAUCAUCCACUGCAAAGACCUGCGAGUGUUCCACUUUGGUCUGAGGUACACAAAAGAAGAGGAAGUCAAAAGGAUUGUCAGUGGCAUAAUUCAUCAUACCCAGGCUCCUAAACUGCUUAAAAGAUUAUUUCUGUUUUCCUAUGCAGCUGCUGCACAAAACAAUACAGCCACCGAUCCCAAGAACCAUACUGUAAUGUUUGACACACUUAAGGACUGGUGUUGGGAAUUGGAGCGGACCAAAGGCAACGUCAAGUACAAAGCAGUGAGUGUCAAUGAAGGCUAUAAAGUCGGUGAAAGAUUGCCAGCAUACUUUGUUGUCCCCACCCCUCUUCCUGAAGAGGACGUGCGAUGCUUUCAGGGUCGCGGCAUACCAAUCCUAAUUUACAAGACCAUCCACAGGCCACCCUAUGAAAUUGUUAAAACCGAAGACCUGUCCAGCAACUUCCUGUCGCUUCAGGACAUCCAGACUGCAUACUCUAGAUUUAAACAGCUCUUUCUGAUAGAUAAUAGUACCGAAUUUUGGGACACAGAUAUAAAAUGGUUUUCUCUGUUGGAAAGCAGCAGCUGGCUUGACAUAAUCAGACGUUGCCUGAAAAAAGCAAUAGAGAUUACAGAAUGUCUAGAAGCACAAAACAUGAACGUUCUUCUUUUAGAGGAGAACGCUUCCGACCUCUGCUGCCUCCUUUCCUCUCUGGUGCAAGUGAUGAUGGACCCCCACUGCAGAACCAGGGUUGGUUUCCAGAGCCUCGUCCAAAAGGAGUGGAUCAUGGGUGGGCACUGUUUCCUGGAUCGCUGCAACCACCUCCGUCAGAGUGACAAAGAGGAGGUUCCUGUGUUCCUGCUUUUCUUGGAUUGUGUCUGGCAGCUGGUGCACCAGCAUCCCCCAGCAUUUGAUUUCACAGAGACUUACCUGACUGUUUUGUCAGAUAGUUUGUACAUACCUAUUUUUAGCACCUUCUUCUUCAAUUCGCCUCAUCAAAAAGAUAUUAACAUGGGUAGGGAAAGCCAAGAUACACAAAGCAAGCCUUUGAAUCUGCUCACCGUGUGGGAUUGGUCCGUACAGUUCGAAUCUAAAGCCCAGAUGUUGCUCAAAAACCCUCUUUAUGUGGAAAAGCCAAAACUGGACAAAGGCCAGCGGAAAGGAACGCAUUUGAAACAUCAACGACAACUUUCUUUACCACUUACCCAAUCUAAAUCAUCUCCCAAAAGAGGAUUUUUCAGGGAAGAAACAGAUCAUUUAAUUAAAAACCUUCUGGGCAGGAGAAUUAGCAAAUUAAUUAAUUCUUCUGAUGAGCUGCAAGACAACUUUCGAGAGUUCUAUGAAAGCUGGCACAGCAAGCCCACGGACUACCACGGUCUGUUGCUGCCUCACAUCGAGGGGCCAGAAAUCAAAGUCUGGGCCCAGCGCUAUUUGCGCUGGAUUCCAGAAGCCCAAAUUCUGGGUGGCGGCAGAGUGGCCACCAUGAGCAAACUCUUGGAAAUGAUGGAGGAAGUAGAGCACUUACAAGAGAAAGUCGAUGAGAGACACCACAGCCAGGGGGCCCUCCCGGCAGAGGCCCCCCCUUUGCUGAGGAGCUCUGCCCGCUUGUCCUCUUUGUUUCCUUUCGCUCUGCUGCAGCGACACUCCUCGAAGCCAGUCUUGCCCACCAGUGGCUGGAAAGCUUUGGGUGAUGAAGACGAUCUGGCCAAACGAGAAGAUGAGUUUGUGGAUCUGGGGGAUGUGUGACCCGUCUGCUCAGUGAUUGUGAAGGAGGAACGGUGAGGGCUGGGACAGGAGUCGAACACGUUUGAUCUCCGGAUUAGUGGGUCAUGCUGAAGCUUACUGCUGCGGGGCGCGGGGAGGCAUUAGUCCAGGGCUCUGUAGCGGGAAGCCUGGACCUUCAGGAAAAGAGCUGGUUCUCGUGGUUUUUUCAUGCUCCUGAAAGACUAUGCAAUUAAAACCGUAUCUCUAGUAUUAUUAAUUGAAAGGAGUUACUACUUGACCCAUAAUAGAACUGGCCAUUGUUUGAUGCGUAAGUAUUAUACAGAACCUGCAGUGGCGGGUUUACUACUAGAAAGGGCUUUGGUCAGACAUUCUUGGACUCGAUACUUUCUUCAGAUCUUUUCUGUGCCAAGAUAAUUUUUUUUUUUUUUGUGCCGAGAUAAUUUAUCUAGUCGUUGGGAAGAGUGUGUGUCUCUCUACCCAUCUUUAGUUGGAGCAGGUUCAGCUUUAUUCAGUGUGUGUAUGGCAAAUUGAAAGACUCACAUAGAGGUAUUAAGAUGUAUGGCAUUCAUUUAACCCAUAGCAUUUUUCCCUUCUACAUCCUCUCGCCUGAGAAAAGCUGGGGAAAUUCCAUCCAUGUCACCCAUCCUGACAUUUCUGGCCAUCCCCCCUCUUGCAUAGACUGUGUCACUUUGUGCGGGGCUGGUGGGCUAGCCAGCCAGCCCCACCGCCCUUUCCGUGUGCUGACAGCUCCAGGUCUCCCUCUGCCCACUCCGUCCCCCUCACUGCCGUCCCCACGCUCCCUGCUGUGGUGCACCGAGUCCCAGGAUCUUGCUGCUAAAUCUGUUGGUUAAACUGAAAGUGCUUUGCCUUUUUCUAACAGUGUGCCGAGGCUUGGGGCCAUUUGUGCCCAUGGUCCUCCGCCGCAGCCCUCACGCGGUCUCCCCAAAGUCUCUGUAACCACGCAGGCGUGAGCAGGAUCACUUCUGAACGUGGCUUCCGUAGGGAGGCCAAGAAGUAUGAAUAGCAGAGGUGAUGGUUCUCCUACAGUACCUCAACGAUUUCAAAGCCAUAGAAGAAACUUGAUUAUGCCUGGUCACCUUGGAUCUGCUGUCUAAAUGGUAUAUAUAUUUUUAAAUGCAGGAAAGUACACUUUUAAGGACCAGUUUUUUCUUUCUCAGUGGAACUCUGUUAAAACCCACAAAAGGAAGGGGGGGGAAACUAAUGUUAGAACGUUUCAAAUUGAAUGUUUGCCUUUUAUAUACAUUUGCUCUCCAGUGUAGAUCCCAAUUUGAAUGUUACAUGUUUAGAAAAAGUUCAGUUGCUUGAGGGCAGUAAGAAAUUUGGAAACUAUUGACAAAGAAGUUUCUCAGUUUGCACUGAAUCGUCUUUUUGUAUGUACAAGAAAUUGCUUUGCUGUUCUCCCCAUUCCACGUUGACACGUGAGCCAGGUUGGCCUGUUAAAAUGACAGAGGCUGAGAGGGCAGGAUUCAUGCAUUGGGGGCCAAACGCAUGUCCGGUCUUGGUUGCCUUAAGAGUCUCACUAGUGAUUUCAGUGUUAGGCUUGCAGUAGGGAUUUUAAAAAUACACUAGUUCAUUAGCUACCUUAACAUACGUUCUGUGGGCCUUCUUAAACUAGCACUAACCUCCACUUCUCUGCCCCACUGCCUCCCAAAUACACUAUGGAGCUAACUAUUUUUGUUACCAUAUUAUAACGUGAAUAUUUAUACAAUAGCCUCUUCAAUCUUAGAAUCUUAGUAAUUUUCAUUCCAAAAAUGCCUGGUGUGAUGCUUUACACUCCACAAAGUAUGGUUUAAAGGCACAAGGUCAUGGCCCUUGUCAUAGCGGUUGAAUGUGUGUUGAAAUAUUUUUCUAUGAUUUUUUUUAAAAAAAGUACAAUAGAAAAAUAAGCUGUUGUAACAUGUGAGGUCAUGACAAUUUAUGUAUUUAUAUUUGAAAUCAGAUUUCUAUAAACUUGUAUUUGUGUACAGAAUUCUCAGUGGGUUUAUAUAUUGUGACAUUUUUAUUCAAGAUUGAGAUAUGGAUUAUGCUUAACAGUAAAAGCUGAAAUGAGACCAUUUACUUUGUUUAAAAUGCUGCACUGUGCAAAUUUGGAAAUGUACAUUAAUUUACUGUAUAUAAUAUCUUGAGUUUGUUUAUACCUCCAAGUUUUUACACUGAAAAUAAAUUAGCUUUAAAAACAUUCAAAACUUUUUUUUAAAGGGAAUAAGCUGUUGGGCUAUUAUCUGUAUAAACGUGAUUUCUAUUUUCCCAAUGUACAAUGAACGUUUAUACUUGUAUCUCACUGCAUCAUAUCUGAUUGCAGAAAUUAAAGCACAAUUUACAAGCAA